Messenger RNA from Archocentrus centrarchus (flier cichlid), 7726 nucleotides. It is a transcript of the gene apc, whose product is annotated as APC regulator of WNT signaling pathway. Gene Ontology annotation, cellular component: beta-catenin destruction complex; cytoplasmic microtubule; catenin complex. NCBI's taxonomy places the organism in Eukaryota, Metazoa, Chordata, Actinopteri, Cichliformes, Cichlidae. Gene Ontology annotation, biological process: Wnt signaling pathway; pattern specification process; negative regulation of microtubule depolymerization. Gene Ontology annotation, molecular function: beta-catenin binding; microtubule binding; gamma-catenin binding. The coding region runs from base 247 to 7050 and encodes 2267 amino acids. The record is from RefSeq and is a predicted model, not a curated record. The transcript is spliced from 18 exons.
ACACAUACACACACAGAAGGAAGAUGGCGGCGACAGCAGCUGCGGGUCCUCCAUAACAAAAACGACUCAAAGUUCAAACUUCGCCCCAGUUUGUUCAACUCGACUCUUCCCGCUCUGACCGGACGAUGAGCGGCCUCCGCCACUUCUGACGGCCCGCUCCUUUCCUGCUGCGGGUCUACGGGAUGUUUGUGUGAGGCUGCCGCCUGAAGUGGACUUUAAACCGGGGCGGUCACACUCAGGUCCAAUAUGGCGGCAGCGUCGUAUGACCAACUGCUGAGGCAGGUGGAGGUGUUAAAGAUGGAGAACUCCAACCUGAGGCAGGAAUUGCAGGACAACUCCAAUCACCUGACCAAGCUGGAGACCGAGGCCUCCAACAUGAAGGAAGUGCUGAAGCAGCUGCAAGGCACCAUAGAAGAAGAGUCUGGGGAAGCGUGUGGCUCUCAGCUGGAGCUCAUUGGAAGGUUGAAAGAGUUGAGUCUGGACUCAGCCGGCUUUAAAUCCAGGUCCAGGCCUUCCCUGGUCCCCUCUUCCAUCUCCAACUCAGCCUCUUCUUCUUCAGGAGCUCCUGCAGGAGCAGCAGGAGGUGCUGGUGCUCCAGGCCCUUCAACGAGCACCGCCUUCCCCAGGAGAGGGCUGCCGUCUGCGGGCAGAGACAGCCAUGACCGCUGCCUUGAGGAGCUGGAGAAGGAGAGGUCUCUCCUAUUGGCUGAGCUGGAUAAGGAGGAGAAGGAGAAGGACUGGUACUACGCUCAGUUACAGGAUCUAACCAAGAGGAUCGACAGUCUGCCGCUCACUGGGAAUUUUUCUCUGCAGACGGACUUAAAACGCCGUCAGCUGGAAUACGACGCUCAUCAACUCCGAACAGCGAUGGAGAAGCAGUUGGGCUCCUGUAAGGAGAUGGAGAGGAGAGCUCAGACCCGUGUGGCUCGGAUUCAGCAGAUAGAGAAAGACAUCCUGAGGUUGGGAGUGCGGCUGCAGGUAACCUCACCUGUUGAAGGUGCUCAGGGGGUGAGCGAAAGCAGUGGAUCGGCUGGAGCACAGAGCACAGGCACCCGACUGGACCACGACCCUUCCAAUGAGACAAGCUACUCUGUGCCUCGACGAAUCACCAGCCACCUGGGAACGAAAGUGGAGAUGGUGUACAGCCUGCUGUCCAUGUUGGGGACUCACGAUAAGGACGACAUGUCGCGGACGCUGCUCGCCAUGUCGAGCUCGCAGGACUCGUGCAUCGCCAUGCGUCAGUCCGGCUGCCUCCCGCUGCUCAUCCAACUGUUGCAUGGCAACGACAAGGACUCCCUGUUACUAGGUAACUCCCGCGGCAGUAAGGAGGCACGUGCACGGGCGUCAGCAGCGCUCCACAACAUCGUGCACAGUCAGCCCGACGAUAAGAGGGGCAGGAGGGAGAUCAGAGUGCUCCACCUGCUGGAGCAGGUGCGCCAUUACUGUGAGGCUUGCUGGACCUGGCAGGAGAACCACGAGAGGGGCAUCGACCAGGAGGACAAUCCCAUGCCGUCUCCCGUGGAUCAUCAGAUCUGUCCGGCGGUUUGUGUCCUUAUGAAGCUUUCCUUCGAUGAAGAGCAUCGACACGCCAUGAACGAGCUCGGUGGUCUGCAGGCAGUGGCGGAGCUGCUGCAGGUGGACUGUGAGAUGUUCGGUCUGAGCAGUGAUCCCUACAGCAUCACUUUGCGGCGUUACGCCGGCAUGGCCCUCACCAAUCUCACCUUUGGAGACGUAGCCAAUAAGGCCACGCUGUGCUCUAUGAAGGGCUGCAUGAGAGCGAUGGUUGCUCAGCUGAAGUCUGAGAGUGAGGACCUGCAGCAGGUGAUAGCCAGCGUGCUGAGGAACCUGUCGUGGCGCGCUGAUGUCAACAGUAAGAAGACACUGCGUGAGGUGGGCAGUGUGCGAGCACUGAUGGGCUGUGCUCUCGAAGUUCAGAAGGAGUCGACCCUGAAGUCCGUGCUGAGCGCACUCUGGAACCUGUCGGCUCACUGCACAGAGAACAAGGCAGAUAUCUGCGCUGUGGAUGGCGCACUGGCAUUUUUGGUGGGAACACUGACGCAUCGCAGCCACACCAACACGCUUGCCAUAAUCGAGAGCGGCGGCGGCAUCCUGCGAAAUGUGUCGAGCCUCAUUGCCACCAACGAGGCGCACAGGCAGAUUCUGCGGGAACAUGGGUGCCUGCCGACGCUGCUGCAACACCUGAAAUCUCACAGCCUCACCAUCGUGUCCAACGCCUGCGGCACACUCUGGAACCUCUCCGCCCGUGACGCCAAAGACCAGGAGGCCUUAUGGGAGCUGGGUGCGGUGGGCAUGCUGCGUAACCUCAUCCACUCACGCCACAAGAUGAUUGCCAUGGGCAGUGCUGCAGCCCUGCGUAAUCUGAUGGCCAACCGCCCAGCACGCUACAAGGACGCCAGCGUGGUGUCGCCUGGCGCCGGUGCUCCAUCGCUUCAAGCCCGUAAACAGAAGGCGCUAUUUGAGGAGCUAGAUGCACAGCAGCUGUCAGAGACCUUCGAUAACAUCGACAACCUGAGCCCCAAGGCGGCACACAGGAAAGGGCGGGGCUGCAACGGUGCUGGAGGAGGAGCGGGCAGCACAACGCGCUCGUACACAAAUACACCGGUGCUGUCGAGCCCAAAGAGCGGAGACGGAUCAAAGAGGACGACUGAGGAGGCAGCUUACACUCGCUCAGUCUUCCCGCCCAGCGUGCGGGCAUCCAGCGACAGCCUCAAUAGUGUGACGAGUGCCGACGGCUAUGGCAACCGAGGGAAGACCAAACCGUCCUCUGAACCGUUCUACUCGUCUGACGAGAGUAGUGCCAACAAAUGCUGUGUCUACAGGAAGUACCCGGCUGACCUGGCCCAUAAGAUUCGCAGUGCCAAUCACAUGGCGGACGAUGACGGCGGCGAGCUGGACACGCCCAUCAACUACAGCCUGAAGUACUCCGACGAGCAGUUGAAUUCUGGACGGCAGAGCCCAAGUCACCGUGGCAGCAUUGAGAGUGAUGACGACAGCGAGCAGGACACUAGACUGAGGAGGAACGAUGGCAGCGAAUCAGCAGCCGGCAGCGGGCACAUCGCAGCAGUUCCGCCUCCACGCUACGUUGUUGUCGCAGCGACAUCAAAUUAUGGCACUGACUCUACACCUGAGCAGCCAAUUGACUACAGCCUGAAGUACGGUGCUGAUGCUGCCCGCAAACCACUCUUCAAGCCAGAAGACACUCCUGCCCCCUCUAUGCCCCCACCCCCAUCAGCUUCUGCCAACAAGCUCCGCCCCCCGCCUCCCGCCAGCACUCGGACAGCACCAAAAAGUAAUCAGGAAUCGACCCAGACGUACUGUGUGGAGGACACACCCAUCUGCUUCUCCAGAGGCAGCUCGCUGUCAUCGCUGUCCUCGGAGGAGGAAGUCGACGGUGAUGUCAUUGGGAGGAAAAGGAAAGGUGGGAGCGGUGGCGGCAGCAGUAAUGACUACCCAACACUUCCUGUCAGUGAGAAGGACGCACAUGAACAGCAGCAGCGGAAAGAAGCUGAGAGUCAGACCACCGCCGCCCCCUCCAUACGGGGGCGUCGUGGUCAUCACCACGGCCACCACCACCACCACCACCAUGUGACAUCAUCAGGUGCCAGGACUCCUAAAAGCCCACCAGAGCAGCCAUACGCCCAGGAGACACCGCUGAUGUUCAGCCGCUGCACGUCCGUCAGCUCCCUCGACAGUUUCUCCACCUCUUCCAUCGCCAGCUCCGUGCGCUCCAGCGAGCCCUGCAGCGGCAUGCCAAGUGGCGUGGUCAGCCCCAGCGACCUGCCUGACAGCCCAGGUCAGACCAUGCCACCGAGCCGUGCCAAGACGCCACCACCGCCGCAAAAAACAGAGGAGGAAAAGUCCAAGAAGAAGGAUGAGGAGGAGAGCAGCGCCGAUGUCCUGCUGCACUUUGCCACCGAGAGCACGCCACAUGGUUUCUCCCGUGCCUCUAGUCUGAGCGCGCUCAGUCUGGAUGAGCCCUACAUUGCAGCAGAGAUGAAGAAGAAGAAGAAAGAGGAGAAGGAGGGAGGGGCUGAGGAAAGGAAGGAGGAGCCUCCUAAACCAAUCCUCGACGAAUCAGAUGACGAUGAUGACAUUGAGAUCCUGGAGGCGUGCAUUAACAUGGCCAUGCCUAAAUCGUCACGGAAACCAAAGAAGGAGCAGCAAGCAGCGCCACGGAAACCGAGUCAGCUUCCUGUCUACAAGUUACUCCCACCUCAAAGCCGGGGCCAGUCGCAGCAGAGGAAGGACGUCCCGCCACCGGAGGAGGUGCCAAGAGUUUAUUGCGUGGAAGGAACGCCGCUCAACUUCUCAACCGCCACCUCUCUCAGUGACCUAACUAUCGACUCCCCACCCAAUGAGGAGGCAGCAACAGCCCUUGUACCUGUAGCCCAGCCCACCUCUGUGCCUAGGCGGCGGGCGGGAUUUCCUGAGGGUGAGAAUGGAGACGACAUCCUUGCAGAGUGCAUCAGUGCCGCCAUGCCCAAAGCCAAACCCAGGAAGCCCAUCAGAGCAGCAGCAAACAGUGAACACCUACAAGCCCCACCUCUGCCUCCUCCUCUUCCUCCUCCAGCCCCAUCUCCCCUCAGCCUGCAGCAGCAGCAACAAAAGAAGAAGCCUACGUCGCCCGUGAAGCCGAUGCCUCAGCGAACGCCGUAUGGUGUCGGCACAACAGCAGCCGCAAAAGCAAAGCCAGGAUUCGCUUUUGACUCACCACACCACUACACGCCUAUUGAAGGAACACCAUGCUGCUUCUCACGCAACGACUCACUGAGCUCCCUUGACUUUGAUGAAGAGGAUGGCGGUGAGAAGGAUGAAGAGGAAAAGAAGGCAAAAGAAGAAGAAGGCAGGAAGAGGAAGCAGCAGACUGCGGCCGUUUUCCCUCGCACCAAACCACCAACCAACCAGACAGCUACGGACGAGAAGCAGAAGUUCGCCAUCGAGGACACGCCCGUCUGUUUCUCCAGAAAUUCCUCGCUGAGCUCGCUGAGUGACAUCGACCAGGAGAACAACAACAAGGAGUUUGCCCCGCCACCACCGCCAGAGCAGCAAGAUGGAGGCAAAGCAGAAGCAGAAUCCCCUCCCCCUCCAGCAGAGCUUGAGCUGAAGCCCCGCCCACCUGCAGCCAGUGGCUACGCCCCCAAAGCCUUCCAUGUGGAGGACACGCCCGUCUGCUUCUCCAGGAACUCAUCACUCAGUUCACUGAGUAUCGACUCAGAGGAUGACCUGCUGCAGGAGUGCAUCAGCUCUGCCAUGCCCAAGAAAAAGAAGAAGGCCGCCAGCCUCCCUGCACCCUCCACAGCUGCAGCGCCACUUCCUCUCUCCAAAGCCGAAGACAGCAUUCUGGCUGAAGAGGAGCCUUCAGAGGCACCUCGGAGCCCCACCUCCCCGGACUCUGAGUCCUUUGAUUGGAAGGCCAUCCAAGAAGGAGCCAACUCCAUCGUCAGCAGCCUGAAUGCUGCCGCCGCUGCCUCCUCGCUGUCCCGUCAGCCUUCUUCAGAUUCUGACUCGGUCCUGUCACUGAAGUCCGUCGGCUCGCCCUUCCACCUUCCGACAGGCAAUAACAACGCAGAGGAGGAGCCAGAGGAGAAGGCAAGGCGAGGCGCAAGGAUCCUGAAGCCCGGAGAGCGAAGCACACUGGAAGCCAAGAAGAAAGAGGAAGAGGAGGAUGAGGAAACAAAGGCUGUGAGGGGUGGGAAGAAGGUGUACAGGAGUCUGAUCACGGGCAAGCCGAGGGUGGAGCAAGCAGCCAGGGGGAGGAGCAAACCCCGAGCAGCCGCUGUGGCCAAACCUCCCGGAGGCAGCGAUGCAGACAGAGGGGGUGGGUCCUCUCGGGAUUCCACUCCAUCUCGCUCCACCCCAGCACCCAGUCAGAAGGGAGGGAAGCUAUCGCAGCUGCCACGCACGGCAUCUCCAGGAAGUGCAUCAUCAUCCUCCGCUUCAAGGAACACCAACCCCAGUGUGGCCCCGAAGAGUCGUGGCGGUAUCCCGAGGAGCGAAUCUGCAUCAAGAGUUGGCAGCUCUGCUGCCGCCAAGAAGCAGAAGGCGGAGCCUGAGAAGCCAGCGCUUGUGAGACAGUCGACCUUCAUCAAAGAAGCUCCAAGUCCAACACUGAAGAGGAAGCUGGAGGAGUCAGCAGUGGCAGCCGCGCUGGAGUCGCCGUCCAGCCCUGAUACACCGCUGCCACCCACCGCCCGGAGGCACGACAUCAACCGCUCACACUCUGAGAGCCCGUCACGCCCACAGGAAGUGACAUCAUCUCGUUUCAGCCGCACUGGCACCUGGAAGCGGGAAAACAGCAGCGGCGGAGGAGGAGCAAGUGGUGGGAAACACUCAACAUCUCUCCCACGCGUGGGCACCUGGAAGAGGACAGGAAGCUCAUCGUCUGUGCUGUCGGCAUCUUCCGAGUCCAGCGAGAAGGGGCGGAGCGAGGAGGAGAGCACUGUGAGGUCAAAGGGAACGUGGAGGAAGACGAAGAAUGGUGGAGACCCGUCAGGCAACCGCAGCUUCAUGGACAAGCCUGAAGAUGUGUGGGUCCGUCUGGAGGACUGUCCCGUCAACAAUCCCCGCUCAUCGUCCGCGUGCUCUGCUCGCUCACCCACGGCUGCCAACGCCCCGCCCAUCAUUGACAGCCCCGCUCCCUCCAAGAUCCCCUCUUCCUCAUCUUCCUCCUCCUCCAACCUCAACCUGCGUCGCAGCUGCGAGAGCCUUGAUGACAAGCCAGCACCACCUGAACGCCAACCGCAACAACCACCGCCCCAGCCACAGCGCGGUCAGCAGCGCAGCGGGGCUGUGGCGGCUCGAGUCAGCCCUUUCAACUACACACCGAGUCCAAGGAAGAGCAGCGUGGAAGUCACCACCUCUGCCGCCACCACCACCACCACCACAACAUCCUCUACUACCCCCACACGGCCGUCGCUUAUCCCCACCCCCAUCACCAAGAAACGUGAGCCAAAGGGUGGAGAGGGGGGCGGUGGCGGCAGCAGCGGGGGCGGGGGGGAACGUGGCUCAUACAUCGUGACGUCUGUGUAAAUAUGGAGGAACGCCAGGAAGUGUUUAUGAAAUGAGCUGUACAGGAAGUGAGUGUAUUUAAGUGCUAUCCCCACCCCCCUCACCUGUUCCUCUCUCCUGAUUGGCUCCUGCCAGCUGUCUGUCAGCUCCAAUGAAACUCUAACAUGAACUUUUUAUGUUUUUAUACCACUAAAGAAUAUGUGUAGCGCUUAGCUUCGCCCCCGCCUUACCCCGCAUGGCCCUGCCCCCUAACAUGACAGUAACCAUGGACACGAUGAUGAUGAUGAUGAUUCUGCGCCUUCGAUAGUUUUUUAUGUUUUUUGAAUUGAGUUUGGUUCUGACCAAAACAAGUUGAUCCAUCCAAUCAGUGAGCCCCUUCCCCAGCCAAUCACAGUGAUCCUCUGAACUUAUACACAAUCACAUUCAACCUCCUCCAGCCAGUCACACAGCCCCUCCCCUCAGGUGAUCACCUGUUCUGUCAGAACCUCUCUCUUCUUCUGAGGAAGUCCACUGCCGACUCGAAAACCCGAGACGGUCCCUGAGGCUCGGCAGCAGACUUCCUGUGUGUCGCCGUGGAAACAGAUAACACUGUAAACCGUAAGUUAUUGCUGUAAACUCUGAACUGAAGCACAUAAUUUAAACAAGCAGAGUUUGGUUCCUGAUUUUAAAUCUGAACAUUAAAACGAAUGCAACACGA